Molecule: messenger RNA, 633 nt
Organism: Aspergillus homomorphus CBS 101889
Lineage: Eukaryota; Fungi; Ascomycota; Eurotiomycetes; Eurotiales; Aspergillaceae
Product: response regulator
Exons: 3
Coding region: 67-534 (155 amino acids)
Biological process (GO): phosphorelay signal transduction system
Source: RefSeq, a predicted model, not a curated record
CCUCUCUGGAAAGCCUCCUCAGCAGGCUAUGAUAUCCUGAGAGCUAGCAAGUACUAAAGCCUGAAGAUGCAACUACUACUCGUUCAUGACAAUUUGGUCACGCAGAAGCUCUUUCAGCGCAUUGGCGGAAGGCUAGAGUGCGAUGUGCAUGUCAUCGGCUCAGGUCCAGCAGUACUCGACUACCUGGCCAUGGCCCCUACCCGACCAGAUAUCAUCUUCAUGAAGACUUCGCUGCCAGGAAUAAGUGGCUACGAAGUAGUCCGAAUGAUCCGCACGCAACCUCCCUUCUGCAACGAUCCUCAACUGCAGAUGACACCCAUUAUCGGAUUGACGGCGUCGACAGUCGGAACUAAUCUAUCUCGGGAGCGAGCGUCUGGGUACAAUGAUUUUCUGAGAUCACCCUUACGGAUAAACGAUGUGGCGAAGACCAUCGCCCAUUGGUCCCGUCGACAGAUUAUGGGCCCGACCGAAGUGACGCCUUCGCAGUUGAAGAUGUGGCAUCGACACCAUCGAGGGCCGCGAUCACGGAUGUGAAGCCGAACAUUGUCAGAAGGUCUUAAGGGGCUUGGCUCGGUACCUAAUUGAUGUUUGACUGUUGCGCUGUGUUAGUAGAGCGAUAAGCAAAAUGCAUUC